AUGUUUUAUAGAUAUUUAUCUAUUGGUCAUGUUCUGUACUUUUUAUUGAGUAUUCAAAAUAGUAAUGGAUUUAUUUGUCCUAAAGAUGGUCGUUGGCCUCAUCCAGCUGAUUGUGAAAAAUUUUAUACUUGUAAUGCAGGCAUUGGCGUUGAGGCAUGGUGUGGAAAUGGUAUGACCUAUGAUGUUGAAAAUGGACGAUGCGAUUUAUCAAAAAAUAUCGAUUGUAGAAGUGGUGAAAGACCUAAACGAGUACCAUCGUCAGAAUUUCAAACGGAACUCGUAAUUGAUCAUAUUAUUAUAACAACUACACCUAGUUUAUCACAUGAUGAAAUAGAAAUAGAAAAACAAUAUCAAACAACAAUUAAAUUAACAACAAUUAUAUCAAAUAAAUUAGCACACAAUAGAAUACUUGUACCAAAAAAUGAUCUUAUUGAAAAUAGUCCAUGUACAUUUCAAGGAAAUAAACCUGAUCAAUAUAAUUGUCAAUCUUAUUUUACAUGUAAAGAUAGUAUAAUAACACGUAUACAAUGUCCUGAUAAACAUUUAUUUGAUGAAUAUCUUCGUUCAUGUAAUGAUUAUCGAAAAGUUUUUUGUGGAAAUCGACCAACAGAUCAAAGUGGAAACGAUCCAUGUUUGGGUCAACCCAACGGUUGGUAUGCUGAUUAUGGAAAUCAAUGUCGUUCAUAUUAUUUAUGUACAGAACAACGUAAAACUAAAAUGGAUGAAUGUCCUAUAGGAUCAAAAUGGAAUCCGCAUCGACUUCGAUGUGAUGAUCCAAGAUAUAUUGCUGCACCUUGUGGAUACCGUCGUAAUAGUAGUGUAUCUUUAUUAGGUAAGUUUAUUUAA
This is a messenger RNA of Rotaria sp. Silwood2, 846 nucleotides long. NCBI's taxonomy places the organism in Eukaryota, Metazoa, Rotifera, Eurotatoria, Philodinida, Philodinidae. The record is from the annotation of a GenBank genome assembly.